AUGACUCCUUCCGGAACUAUAUCUCUGUCCUCCAUCACCGAUGGAAGCAGUAAUGGCAAAAGCAGUGGCAGCAGUAGCGAUAACAACAACAACAACAACAACAGCCAGCACCGCGAUCCCGCCCACAAUUCUCUACAAAGAGGCACCGAGGGCCAACAGAUGGAUGCAGACCAGAAAACGCUCUUCUACUUUGCUAUCUUUGACGGCCACGGCGGCUCCCACACCGCCGACUAUCUGACCGCACAUCUGGACGAGUAUAUCGAGGAUGCGAAGCCGGAUAUGGUCCCCGAGGUUGUGCGAAAGCUGCGCAAGCUCGGAGGAUACUUUCGUUCGUUUCGACCGCAUUUUUUGGAACCGUUUCUCCCAUCAGAUUUCGAGGAGAAGUAUGGACGAGCAGGGAAAUCUAUGGCGGCGGAAAGGGCGAGACAGCAACGAAAGGUGCAUAUCAAGGGGAAGGGAGGACAGGUGAAGCCGAUGAUCUUUAUUCCGCAUCCGAAUGCGACGGAGGAGGAGCAGAAACAGGAAGUCGAAACUUUGGAACAUGAGGCUGCAAAGGCUGAGGGAAAGAUGAAGGAUGGAAAACAGGAUGAUGAUAUCCCAGCAGCCGAAGAAGCACGAUUGAAAACGAACAAGGACAUAGAGCUGCAUGGGGUCGAGGAUGAGGACGAAUAUGACGAGGAUGAAGAUCCAUUGAUAGUUGAAAAGAAGAGACAGCUGAACAAGACCUCGCCAUUACCUGGAGGUACUACUUCUUACUCUGGAUUAGACCGAUCCGAAUACGAGCAACUGGUCGUCAGGGAACAAGACCUAGCUGCUGUAGCGGAAAAGGAGAAGCAACCAGAAGUGCCGAUCCCGAACACCAUGACCCUGGAGCAACGCUUAUGUCUGUCGUUCUUGGAAUGUGAUACGGAACUCAUCCAAAACAAAUACGGCGAUGGAUCCACGGCAUCUGUGGUCAUUGUGCAAUCGAAGGGUGCCUUCUGGGAGACCAAGGACGACCUGGACCUGAUUGUGGCUCAUGUGGGUGAUACACGCGUUUUGCUGUGCGAGGCCCCUCGAGGCGAGAGCAUCCAGCUCACGACUGAUCACCAUCCGGAUGCCGUUGUUGAAGCUGACCGAAUCCGCAAGCUGGCAGCCUACGUGAGCGCAGACUCAUUUGGCGAGAACAUGUUUCUGGGCACGGUAGCGAACACACGCGCGCUGGGCGAUAUCGCCAUGAAGCCCUUUGGUGUCUCUGCAGAGCCUGAGCUCAUCCGACGGACAGUCAAAGCUACCGAGGCCGCCUUCUUGGUCUUGAUUUCCGACGGCGUCUCGAGCGUCAUGAGUAACCAGGAGGUGGUUGAUUGUGUCAAACUCGAGGAGAACCCGACCUUGGCUGCCGCCAAUGUAUUGAACUUGGCAGAGCUGCUGGGCGCAGAAGAUAACUGCACAGUUUUGGUCGUCAAGCUGCCUGCAUGGGGAGCAAAGAUGCCAGACUUGUCCAAGGAGCUGCGAGAUUACCGCUGGCAGAACGAAGCCCAGCAAUUACGGGCCAGAAGGCGAUAG
This is a messenger RNA of Gamsiella multidivaricata, 1545 nucleotides long. RefSeq names its product phosphatase 2C-like domain-containing protein. Gene Ontology annotation, biological process: protein dephosphorylation. The coding region runs from base 1 to 1545 and encodes 514 amino acids. Lineage: Eukaryota; Fungi; Mortierellomycota; Mortierellomycetes; Mortierellales; Mortierellaceae. Gene Ontology annotation, molecular function: cation binding; protein serine/threonine phosphatase activity. The record is from RefSeq and is a predicted model, not a curated record. The transcript has 3 exons.